AUGGCCUUAGAGAAAUCUGUGAAUGAUUCCAGUAUAAGCACGUCGUUGAUGUGCGAUUUAGGCAAGAGAUCAAGUCGUCUGAACAAUACUGCAUAUUUUGCUUGUAAGGUCAAGAUGCUAAAACGACGCACACAUCCUGGUACGGUUUGGGAGUCAAAAUCCUUCAAAGCACACAUCCCCAAAACGACAAUGCAUCUGAAUGCUGGAUGCUGCUGA
This is a messenger RNA of Leptosia nina, 216 nucleotides long. The record is from the annotation of a GenBank genome assembly. Lineage: Eukaryota; Metazoa; Arthropoda; Insecta; Lepidoptera; Pieridae.